This is a messenger RNA of Meriones unguiculatus (Mongolian gerbil), 2193 nucleotides long. RefSeq names its product prickle planar cell polarity protein 4 (gene Prickle4). The record is from RefSeq and is a predicted model, not a curated record. The transcript is spliced from 8 exons. NCBI's taxonomy places the organism in Eukaryota, Metazoa, Chordata, Mammalia, Rodentia, Muridae. The coding region runs from base 1081 to 2193 and encodes 370 amino acids. Gene Ontology annotation, molecular function: zinc ion binding.
AGGGGCGGGGCGGCCCACAGAGGUUGGAACGAUCGCUUGAGAAGAAGACACUCGUGAAAGACAGCAGAGUGGAGCUGAGGAGACUGAAGCCGGGCAGGACUCGGAAUCCAGGAGGGGAAGUGGCGAGGGACCGCUGGGGACAAAGGGGAAGGGCUAGAGAGGCCCCCGGAGGGUGCGGGGCUGAAGCUGGGGGCGGACCGAGCUUCAGCGGCUGACCGGUGGCGCCGCGAGUGGCCAAGUCCCCCAGUGCCUGCGCCCUCCCUGCCCUGAGACCCACGAGCCCUUUGCUCUGUCUGAGGGCCUGGGGGCGUGGCCGACGGGGACUCUUUCUUAGGCUGUGCGGGCGCUGGCGCUUAGCCACGCCGAGACCCUUGGGGAUCUACUCCUAAACCAAUAGCUAGCUAGACAGGGACCCCAGGCAAACUCGGCGAGCACACGUUGAGCCUCAGCCUUGCGGGUGGAUCGGUAAAGUUCUAGGAAAACUUUGGGGCUCUGCCGAGAGGCCCCUCUCCGUUCCCUCUGCCUCAGGACGCCUCCCCAUGUCUACUGCGCUUCAGUCCCUAGGGCCUCUCUCGGACUCGUUCUUCCAAGAACAGGUGUUAGGGUAGGUCGACCGACUCCCCGAGCCAGUGUUGGGUCUGUUCUUACCUGAAAGGAGACAGGAGGGGAAUUGUGGGAAGAAACCAGCAUGUUAAUAAGAUGGGGACCAAUGGUAGCUGGAGAUGAAUUAGGUUGCCCUGGGGUGGGGGACAGGAGGGGUGUCGGGUAGAGGUCUGUUUUUUGAUAGUUAUGUCUCUGCUGGACAGCUCAUGCAAACUAGAACUAAUCAGGCAGCGGGUACAUGUCCCCUUCUGAGGCCUCAGAACCGCUCCCCCACUUCUUGUUGCAUGGAGCAGAAACAGUGCUGCUAAGGGUGUGGCUGUUUCUAGCCCUGAGUGUGGACAAUCCAUCCUGGCCACCUUCCACAGGAAGCCUGACCUGAGGGACAGAACAGGAAGGAAGCAGGGACUCACUGUUGGUCCUUCUGAGCCCAGCUGCUGUCAGACCAUCCCAGCUCUGCUCUGAGGCAGACUGUCACCAAUGUCAGUUCAGAAUUCUGACUGGUCCCUCCAACAGGACAAUCCUAUCUUCAGGGAGCCAGAUCCACCAGUCAACUCAGACAGUGACUCAGGCCACCAGCCAGUGGAGGACUCUGAGGAAACCUCUGCUCAGGCUCCUCCAUGCUUGAGCUUGGGACCACCUUGCCUGGAUAUCAACCAAACUUCAGACUGGCCUGGGUUUCGGACCCUCCUGCAACAACUUCCUCCACAGGACAGUGAUCAGGAGCGCUACUGUCUGGCCCUAGGGGAGGAGGAACUGGCCCAACUUCGACUCUUCUGUGCCCAGCGGAAGCAGAAAUCCCUGGGACAGGGGGUGCUCUGUCUGCUGCCUCCCAAGCCUGAAGGACACACCUGUGAAAAGUGCAAGAAGCUGCUGAACCCAGGAGAGUGCGGUGUGUUCGCGGCCAGGGCUGGUGAGCGGUGCUUCUGGCACAGAGCCUGCUUUGCCUGCCAGGCCUGUGGCCAAGCCCUGAUAAACCUCAUCUACUUCUACCACAACGGGCACCUGUACUGUGGCCGUCAUCACGCAGAGCUGCUACGUCCCCGAUGUCCGGCUUGUGACCAGCUGAUCUUCUCCCAGCGCUGCACUGAGGCCGAGGGACGGCGCUGGCACGAGAACCACUUCUGCUGCCAAGACUGCGCCGGGCCCCUGGGUGGGGGACAUUACGCCCUGCCGGGAGGCAGCCCAUGCUGCCCCAGCUGCUUCAGGAGCCGCUACAGAAGCGCAGGCUCCAGCUCAGUAGACGCCCUGGAAGGGCAAGCGUCCCUUGGGGAAGAAGGACCGGGUCCGGGCGUCGGCUGGAACCGUGCCUCCUCGCAUGACAAGAUCACCUCCCGAGCUGCGCUUCCCUCUGCAGGCGCCAGCCUCACCUUGGAAACCCCGAGCGGGGAGUCCGGAAGGCCGGAGAGAGACGCUCCGCGGGCACCCGGAAACCCCAGAGAGGACAGCCCCUGCCCCACCUGCUCCUCUUCCUCAGAGUCGGAACCCGAAGGCUUUUUCUUCGGCCAGCGCCUUCCAGGCCCCUGGGAGACCCCCGGACACCUCCGAGCGGGAGACGGAGGCAUGUCCAGGAAGCACUGCACCGUUUGUUAG